GUCCUCAGUGCCACUUGCCUUUUGACCCCCCUGAUGUGGUCAAUGGGCAGGUUUUUUGCAACAACUCGUCCUCUGCGACUACGAUAACUCAACAGUGCCGGGUGAUUUGCUAUCCAGGCUUCCACAGCGCAUUUUCCAGCGGGGAGACGUUUCUCUGUGAUGUAGAGACCAGCCUCUGGGUAGGAGAUCCGCCACACUCGCAAACCUGUCAAAAGCUCCAGCCAUUCCAGAGUGUCCAAACGCAAAGUCACUUUCAGCUCCUGCUGCCUCCUGAGAAGACCUGCAGUCCCGACUACUCUGGGUUGCUUGAAGCCUUCCAGAUCUUUAUUCUGGAUGAGAUGAAGGCCCGUGGACUUUGUCAUGUUCAGGCCAAUACCCUUGAGCGCCUGGUUUCGGUUCCCAUUUGUGGUGAUUCUGCUGUUCGGGUAGAGUGUUUGUCCGCCGACCGUUUGGGAGUGAACGUCACGUGGACAGCUGUGCUGGAGGAUAUCCCGGCAGCUUCACUUCCUGACUUGCACAACAUCGAAGAAGCUAUGGUCGGUGAUCUCAUGGGACGCUUCGAAUCGCUCAUCAGGAAUCGUGGGUUUGUCUUCCAUUUGGACUCCAAGCGCUUCCAGGCAGACACUUCCAUUCAUUUCCUCAGAGAUGUUGAUUUAAAAAUAUCUUCUGGAGUUUACCUUGGGUGUGUCACGGCCUGCCAGAUGGACAAACGAGGCUUGCGGUGUGAUGAGAGCGGCCAGUAUGAGCCUUACUUUGAAGACUCUUCUACCAACAAGUCAUUCUGUGUUGAUAGCCUUGGAAAGAUAUUGGAGUGGACCGAAACAGACAGCCGGCUUACAGCCGCCCAGUGCCUAGUUCUUCGGCGUUUCGAGAGCGUUCCUGCCUCCAAGCUUUCCGUCUCGACAGAUGAGGCCGAGAUGGUUCGGUCUGAGACCAUCCAAGGGGAGCCCAGCAGUGCGCUUUGGCAAUGCGUUGCAGGGCAAGAAUUCACAACAGCUGGAGCCAAGACCUUCGAGCGGACUGAUUUCCAGGAUGUUGUGUCUGGCGUGUACAGGAAUCUGGUUCUCCCAGCAGCCGCGACAUCUUUGACCGAUGUUCAUCUCUUCUGCCGCCAAGGCUGCAGCCAAGACCCUUGCUGUGACGGCUUUAUCCUGAGCCAGGUCCUGCUGGAUGGAGAGUCCACACUGGAACUCUUUUCCUUGAUGGAAAGCAGCCAGAUCCAGCUCGACCAACGCCGUUCCCUUCCAUCCCAAGAGUACCGGAUCUUCAAGCACACGUACUCAGCAGAAGAGGCCCGCCUCUGGUGUCUCACACGUUGUGCAGAAGAUGAAUUCUGUCAUCUGGUGGACAUUCCCAAUGUCACAAGCCAAACGUACUUCACUUGCACCCUCUAUCCUGUGGCCCAGGUCUGUGAGAACAUUGUCAACAGCAUCCCGGAGAACUGCAGCACUGUGUUACCUCAGAAGCCAAACAUUUUAUUUCAGAAAAAAGUCUCUCUGGAAGGGAGCGUAAAGAACUUUUACACUCGUUUACCUUUCCGUAAAGUUUCGGGGAUCUCCGUGAGAAACAAGAUGGAUGUGUCUGGGAAAGCUGUCGGAGAUGGGAGUGCGGCGGCGGCAGUAAUGGCGGCGGAGCAGUGGCGAUCCGAGGAUGUGGCGACGACGGAUGGAGGCGGAGCUGUGACGGCGCGACGGCGCGAAGACGCAGCGCGGAGGAGCCUAAGGGACAUUAGCCGGAGCAGCCGCGCGCCAGAGGAACUCCAUCUGAAGCUUGCCGUCUGGGUGCCGCUUCAUAACUCUGAAUUGGUAGCUUUGGACCAGUGGCAACGUGUCGAUAAGUCUUCGGUGCUCAUCGAUCCCUCCGUUUCACAAUUUGAUAUUUUGCACCUCAGCAAAGAAGCCGCGAGUGGUUUUGCUUCUGCCCGAGACAUUUGCCUGUCAGGUUCCUCCCUGGCGAGUGGCAACUGGGGCCUGCUGGACCAGGAAGCAGCUCUGAAAUGGACACAGGACAAUAUUGCGAGCUUUGGAGGAGACCCCAGCCAGAUUACGACUGCAGCGGACCGCAGCGGAGCCGACAUCGCCAGUCUUCACCUGGUUGCAGGCGCCAGGGACUCAGGCCUCUUCAAGAGAGCGUUGCUGAUGAUGUUCACAAAAGAAAACGACGUCACCAAAUAG
Molecule: messenger RNA, 2174 nt
Organism: Gekko japonicus
Lineage: Eukaryota; Metazoa; Chordata; Lepidosauria; Squamata; Gekkonidae
Product: thyroglobulin-like
Exons: 16
Biological process (GO): thyroid hormone generation
Source: RefSeq, a predicted model, not a curated record